Molecule: messenger RNA, 1899 nt
Organism: Cordyceps militaris CM01
Lineage: Eukaryota; Fungi; Ascomycota; Sordariomycetes; Hypocreales; Cordycipitaceae
Product: DHHC zinc finger membrane protein, putative
Exons: 2
Coding region: 1-1899 (632 amino acids)
Biological process (GO): peptidyl-L-cysteine S-palmitoylation; protein targeting to membrane
Cellular component (GO): Golgi apparatus; endoplasmic reticulum
Molecular function (GO): protein-cysteine S-palmitoyltransferase activity
Source: RefSeq, a predicted model, not a curated record
AUGGCCAUGGCCUCGAGGCUGUCCUCCGAACGGCCCUCCGAACGGCCCACCUCGCCGCCUGACGGGAGCAGCUUUCCGGCACCACAAGACGUCAACACUCGGCAGGCACGGCCCGCUAGCAUUGUAUCCUCGCGAAUGACCGACUUUGGUAGUGAUGACGGCCAGUCGUCCGCCAAGGAAACCAAGAGCCGCGCUGCCAAGCCCGGCGCUGCUGGCACCUCGCGAAGCAAAUUCGCUCCGAUGGCUCGACAACAGAAACAGUUUGGCAAGCUUGGGCCAGCCGGUCCUGCGCCUGCCACAACCCGAAGCCAUGUUCCAUCGCUUACUUCAAAUGCCUUUUUCCGACCCAUGAGCUCACAGAAGUUGCAAGCGCAGAGAGCCGCUGCCGCUCGCCCCGCUACUACUUUACAACCUCCGGUUGACUACGAAAAUUUCGACGACGGCAUGACAGAUGCCGGCGUCUCUACUAUCGGGAACUCAGCCCCGCAUCGUAAAACAACUUCCGACGUUCGUCCCCAUUCUCGCGGUACGGAGACGGCAGAUCGUGAAACCCUAGAUCGCCUGACAGCAAACGCCAGCCCUACAACCGGCCACGUUCCUACCGAUAGCUUGACAGAUAGCAUGCGGCCGCUUAAGCAGCAACGCAACAGCACGCACGAUCAACCCACCUCGCCGGUGGCAGAAAAGUCUACCCGCUCGUUUCGCUCUAGUUUCCGUCUAGGCCGCAGAAGUGAUGUUAGCGCAGGCCGACACCGCGGCACCAACGGUGCCGAGAAGCUGUAUUCGAACGCUUCUUCGCCUCGGCUGCACCCAGUUGAAUCGCAUGGCCGGCCCGUGACGGGUGCCACAGCAAAGACGGAGCGCGAGCAUGGCAGGCUCGGCUGGGUCUAUCAAUACUUUGAGGGCAACACUGUCUUCUGCCUAGGCGGCCGAUGGCAAAAUACCAGGCACAGGCCUAUGAACAUUGCCACUGGCAUCUUUGUUCUCGUUCCUUGCAUUCUAUUCUUUGUAUCCGAAGCCUCUUGGCUCUGGCACAACAUCUCUCCAGCGCUUCCCAUCGUUUGCGCAUACCUCAGUUUCCUCUGCUUUUCUUCAUUUGUUCACGCAUCCGUCUCGGACCCUGGCAUUCUGCCGCGAAAUCUUCACCAAUUCCCUCCUCUCGGUGAAAAUGACGAUCCUCUGCAAUUGGGACCGCCGACAAACGACUGGACGCUUGUCAAGUCAGCCGAACCGUCGGCUGCUGCCAUGGAGGUGCCAGUGAAGCACUGCCGCACCUGCAACAUCUGGCGCCCGCCUCGUGCUCAUCAUUGCCGACUGUGCGAUAACUGUAUCGAGACACACGACCACCACUGCGUCUGGCUCAACAACUGUGUUGGCAAGCGCAAUUACAAGUACUUUUUCGUAUUUAUCUCGAGCGGAACCCUCCUUUCAUUAUUCCUUAUCGGCACCAGCCUGGCUCAGAUCCUCAUCCACCGCAGUCGCCAAAACAUUACUUUCGGCCAAGCCAUUAACCACUUCAGAGCCCCGUUUGCUCUGGUCAUCAUUUCCGCCUUGGCAUUCUGCUACCCCUUUGCUUUGCUGGUCUACCAUGUCUUUUGGAUCGCGCGGGGCGAGACAACAAGAGAAUACGUCAACUCACACAAGUUUGACAAGAAGGAGCGCUACCGCCCGUUUAGCCAGGGCAAUCUGUUUAAGAAUUUCAUGGCAGUGCUCUGCCGCCCGCGGGGCCCAAGUUACUACACAUUCAAGGGCAACUAUCAAUACGGCGACCAGCGCCUUGGGAUGCGCCGCGACCUGCGUCCCCGUCAAAAUUCCCAGGGAAUGGAGCUGGGCGCUGUCCAGGGCGCCACGGAAGGCUUUCAGGGACCGGUUGCUCUCCGUGGCGAGAGCCGCCAAUAG